AUGGAGAAAACUUUAGAGCAACGCUAUGCGAUAAAGUUUUGCGUGAAGCUGAAAAAGACGCCGCUUGAAACUUUUAAAAUGCUUAAGGAAGCCUUCGGGGACGAUUGCCUUUCCAGAUCGCAGUCCAACAGAUGGCACAAGAUGUUUAGAGAAGGUCGGAAGGACAUCACCGACGAGGCCCGCGCAGGACGCCCGUCAACAUCGCGAACGGACGAUCAUGUGACUCGUGUGCGCCAGUUACUGAAUUCAGACCGUCGAAUGAGUGUUCGCUUGAUGUCGGAAUUAUUGACCUUGCCGAAAACGGUUGUUCAUGAGAUUGUAUCGGAAGACUUGGCCAUGCGGAAGAUUUGCGCAAAACUCGUGCCCAAAGUUUUGACCGAUGCGCAAAAGCAACACCGAGUGGAAGUGUGUAGAGAACUCAAGGAACUCUGUGAACAUGAUCCCAAUUUCCUGGACAACGUUAUCACUGGGGAUGAGUCAUGGAUCUUUGAGUACGAUCCGGAGUCAAAGAAACAGAGUGCAGAAUGGCACACGACGUCGUCGCCACGCCAGAAGAAGGCUCGCAUGAGCAAGUCCCGGAUGAAGUCCAUGCUCAUUGUUUUUUUUGAUGCAAAGGGGAUAGUGCACCAUGAAUUCGUACCUACUGGCCAGACCGUCAACGCUCAAUUUUACAAGGAAGUGCUUCAGAGACUGAAUCACAGGGUUGCCCGCGUUCGGAAGGAGAUCCGCGCUUCGUGGAAACUCCAUCACAAUAACGCGCCGGCUCACACCGCCUUUGUUGUCACGGCCUACCUGACCAAGAUCGGUGUGACAACGUUGUCGCAGCCACCCUACAGUCCCGACCUGGCCCCGGCGGACUUUUUUUUGUUUCCUCGGCUGAAAAGGAACCUCAAAGGAAAGCAUCUCGAGUCGGUGGAUAACGUGCAAGCUACUACGACGGCUUACCUGAAGAGCAUCCCGCGUGAGGAGUUCCUGAAAGCAUAUGACGCAUGGAAAUCGCGUUGGCAAAAAUGUAUUGAUGCAGAAGGGCCAUACUUUGAAAAAUUUUAA
Molecule: messenger RNA, 1050 nt
Organism: Wasmannia auropunctata (little fire ant)
Lineage: Eukaryota; Metazoa; Arthropoda; Insecta; Hymenoptera; Formicidae
Exons: 1
Coding region: 1-1050 (349 amino acids)
Molecular function (GO): nucleic acid binding
Source: RefSeq, a predicted model, not a curated record